Molecule: messenger RNA, 2965 nt
Organism: Lagopus leucura (white-tailed ptarmigan)
Lineage: Eukaryota; Metazoa; Chordata; Aves; Galliformes; Phasianidae
Gene: NUFIP2
Product: nuclear FMR1 interacting protein 2
Exons: 4
Coding region: 1-1989 (662 amino acids)
Cellular component (GO): nucleoplasm; cytoplasmic stress granule
Molecular function (GO): RNA binding
Source: RefSeq, a predicted model, not a curated record
AUGGAGGAGCAGCCCCCCCACCACCCGCACCACCACCACCACCCGCACCACCACCAUCACCACCACCCGCACCACCGCCACUUCUGCUACUACCCGCAGAGCGCCUUCCUGCCGCCGCCCGACGGCCGGGCCCAGCCCAAAGCGACGCUCCGCCACCCGGAGGGACCCAAGCGGAGAACAGGCUAUGGAGAGCUGAAUGGUAACGCAGGGGACAGAGAGGUGUCACUGAAGGCUCUGUGCUCGGAGGAGACCACCAGCCCCACGUCCAGGGUGCCCAAUGGCAGCCAGCAGCUCGCAGACACGAAUGUGACCCCGAAGCCACCUGCGAAGGGCAGCUCCCUGGGGAAGGCCACGAUCAAACCCAAGAACUUUGUUCAGAAAAAUAGCAUGGACAAAAAGAAUGAGAAGCCCUACGACAACAAACUCAGAGAAGGUCAGCCUGCAGACAAACAGGACGGGGGGUCCGUUCCCAACGGCGUGGUGAGCGGCGGUGCCGGCUACAUCACCAAUGGCUACGUGGGCAAAGGGGCCGACAACGAUGGGAGCGGCUCCGAGAGCGGCUACACCACCCCAAAGAAACGGAAGGGCCGGCGCAACAGCGCCAAGGGCUGCGAGAGCUUGAACCUGAUGCAGGACAAAGUCAUGCAACAGGAGGUCGGCACGCCGGCACUGAAACAGGAACUGGAGAGUUUCAAGCCCGAUUAUAGCGAGCAAAAAGGGAACCGAAUUGAAAAUACGAAGCCUGUUUGGAAAUACGAGGCGGGGGGCGGCGGGGCGGGCCGGGGGAAGCCUGGGCUCGGUGAUGUGCAGAGGAAAAAUUCGGAUGCCAAACCUGGGAUUAGCGGCAAGAAGUUUGAUGACCGGCCCAAAGGGAAGCAUGCUUCGUCGGCUGCGUCUAAGGAGGACUCGUGGACCUUAUUUAAACCACCCCCGGUUUUUCCGGUGGACAAUAGCAGUGCUAAAAUCGUUCCCAAAAUUAGUUAUGCAAGCAAAGUUAAGGAAAACCUCAACAAAGCAGCUCAGACCCCAUCUGCAUCUUCAUCAUCGUCGUCUUCGUCAUCUGCCGGAGAAGCUCAGCCCCCGCCGUCCAGCCGGCUGUCCCAGGUCCCCAUGUCUGCUAUGAAGUCUGUCACUUCUGCCAGCUUUUCCAACGGGCCCCUCCUGGCCGGGACGGAUGGCACUGCGUACCCCCCGGGCGCUCAGCCCCUGCUCGCCUCCGCUGCUGCUGCUGCUGCUGUCCCCCCCACCCCCACUGAUGCGGUGCCCCCGGACGUCGGCGCAGCCCCGGCGGCUGUGGAGCAGAAGAAAUCCAACCUUUUUAUCUACCCUUCCAAUAUGCAAACCGUGCUGCUGGGCACGGCUCAAGUCGAUUUCCCGUCGCAGACGAAUCAGCAGAACCUGGGAGACAUCUUCCAGAACCAGUGGGGUUUGUCGUUCAUCAACGAGCCCAGCGCCGGCCCCGAGACCGCGGCGGGGAAAUCUGCCGAUGGCCAGCUGAUGGAAGUGACGUUUCAGGGGGAAUAUCCCGCCGCCUUGGUUUCGCAGUGUGCUGAGGUCGUUCCCUCUGGAGCCGAGCAGCCCGCGUUCCCCAAGGCGUACGAGCUGGACAAACGGACUAACCCAUCCCCAGCGCUCAGCGCCGCCCCGAAGCCUGGGACUGCUGGGGAGGGCGGCGCUGCAGCCCUGGAGUCGCAUCACACCGGCGAGCUGCAAAAGGCAGACGCCGGCAGCCAAGGUGCUUUAGUGUUUCUUUCAAAAGACUAUGAAGUAGAGAACCCUCUGGCCUCUCCCACGAACAAUUUGUUAAGCUCCGCCAAAGAACAGGGGUACCAGAGAGGCCUAGAAAGGAAAGAUAGCUGGGGUUCUUUUGACCUGAGUGCUGCUGUUAAAUAUCACACUAAAGAAAUGGAAGCGGUUUGGAAUUUGCAGAAGCAAGAUCCCAAAAGGAUAAUCACCUACGACGAAGCCAUGGAUCACCCGGAUCAAUGAAGGUAGCAAGACAAGACUGCCUGUUAUAACCUUUCUGCAGCAUUUGUGCUGUCCGUGGGGGACAAAAGGCUUUUAUGCUCCUUCUAAAUCUUCAGUGCAGCAGAGGAACCGUAAUUAGAAUCACAGGAUAAUAUAUACAAAUAUAUAAUAUAGUUAUUUAAAAAUGGCGACUGAAAGUAAUUAGACUUCUUAAGGAAUCGGAAAAUUUUAUUUCAACGAGUCUACACACGUGAUUAUUUAAUCUCUGGUACCGAAUAGAAUUUUUUGGGUUUUUUUUUUUUGUUUUUCCUCGUUAUUUUCGUUUUGUUUUCUGUUCCAAGAGUGAAAUGCAAGCGAUGAAUGAACACAGGCUCCAUUUGCAAACCCGGUUCUAAAGCUCCCGCUGUCGUCUGCGUGGCAGCAGCGACCCGCAGGAGAGGCAUUUCCACUUGACGAGCUCUGUGUCUCUUGUUGUGUGACUGUAACGACACACUAACCGCAGGAAUCAGGAUGAUCCGCCAUCCUUCAUCUCCCCUUCCCCUUUCUGUUGGGUUUUUUUGUUGUUUUCUCUCUUUUCCUCGUUUCGUUUUCCAUUGAACGCUGAAGAAACACUCGAAAUUUGCAGACUUUUCUUUCUUUCUUGUUUUGGUGGUGUUUUUUUUUAUUUUCCCCAGCGAUUUCUAAAGGCACGUUUUGCCAGGAGUAAAAGCAGCCAGCCCUGGUGUGGGGGAAUUGUCUUAAAGCAGCAUUCUUUUGGGGGGAGAAAACGGUCACACUGCAGUUCUGGGAUGCAUGGUGAAGUCACAGCGCUGACCUGGCUCCGGUCACAACGUCGGACUGUUUGCAACCGAAGAGUUGUUCUGUUUUAAAAGACAACAUUGAAAACUGAGUCAUUGGGUUUAGGCAUUUACUAUGGUUAAAAAAAAAAAAAUAGUAAAAAAAACAACCUGAUAAACACCGCUGUUCCCAUUGCUUAACGCCAUUGUGUCACUGGGAG